AUGAAGGGAAAGAAUGGCUACACCGUUUCCAUUCCAAAUGGAUACCCAAAGAAGCCUAAAGAGUUGGAGGGACGAGGCAACUGGGGGAGCAAAGCUGAAUUUAUCCUGACUGUGAUGGGAGCGAUCAUUGGACCUGGGAACGUGUGGAGAUUCCCUUACCUGUGCUACAAAAACGGCGGAGGUGUUUUCUUCAUCCCAUACGUGCUGUUUAUGGUGACAUGCGGAAUCCCCUUGUUCUUCCUUGAGACGGCCUUGGGACAGUAUACCAGCCAGGGAGGGAUAACCUGCUGGAGAAGGAUCUGUCCACUGUUCGAAGGCAUGGGAUAUGCCAGUCACCUGAUCAUCGCGUUCAGCGCCACGUCCUACAUUGUCAUCCUGGCAUGGGCUUUCUUUUACUUAUUUGCAUCCUUCAGUGCUGAGUUGCCCUGGGCCAAAUGUGGACACUACUGGAAUACAGACUCAUGCAUGGACUUCAGCCAACUGAAUCUGAACAUCAGCACGGCAUCCAAAGUGAAUGGAACUCUUCCUGUUGUGGAGUUCUGGCAGCGGCGGGUUUUGAACAUAUCAUCUGGCAUUGAGGAAGUGGGCAGUCUGAGGUGGGAACUGGCCUUGUGUCUCCUCCUCGCUUGGAUCAUCUGCUACUUUUGUGUCUGGAAGGGUAUUAAAUCCACAGGGAAGGCUGCCUACUUCACAGCUACCUUCCCAUACAUUAUGCUGUUUGUUUUGCUGCUGCGUGGUGUUACCCUGCCGGGGGCAGUGGAUGGAAUGAUCUACUACCUCAACCCUGACAUCUCUCGCCUCUCAGAUCCACAGGUGUGGAUGGAUGCCGGCACACAGAUCUUCUUCUCUUAUGCCAUCAGCCUUGGGUUCCUCACCUCUCUUGGGAGCUACAACCCUUAUCACAACAACUGCUACAAGGAUUGUUUCUACCUGUGCCUGCUGAACAGUGCCACCAGCGUUGUGUCAGGCUUUGCCAUUUUCUCUAUUUUGGGUUUCAUGACCUAUGAACAAGGAGUGGAUAUUGCUGAAGUGGCUGAGUCAGGGCCAGGGCUGGCAUUCAUUGUUUACCCACGUGCUGUGUCCAUGAUGCCAAUGCCUCAGGUCUGGUCGGUGUGUUUCUUCCUCAUGAUCAUUCUCCUUGGUUUGGACAGUCAGUUUGUCGGCCUGGAGUGUCUGAUGACAUCGGUGGUUGAUUUGUUUCCUGUUCUAAUGCGUCGAGGUUUCAGACGGGAGCUGCUUCUGCUGGCUAUCUGCACUGUUUGUUGUUUGUUGGGGCUGACCCUCGUCACUGAGGGAGGGAUGUACUGGCUGCAGCUGUUGGACCAUCAUGUUUGCAGCGGCACCACCCUGCUGCUCCUCUCCUUUUGCCAGGCAGUCAGCAUCGCGUGGGUCUACGGUGCUGAGCGUUUCUACGGCAACAUCACUGACAUGAUCGGCUACCGUCCAUACCCAAUAAUGAAAUACUGUUGGCUCUACGUCACUCCCAUCGUCUGCUUUGGCAUCUUCGUCUUCUCCAUUAUCAAAUACUCCCCUCUGAAGUUCAGCAACACGUAUGUGUAUCCAGUUUGGGCCAACGUCAUCGGCUGGCUUAUAGCCUCCAGCUCCCUCUCCCUCAUCCCUCUCUUCUUGUUAUAUAAACUAGUUAAUGGAAAAGGCACUCUCCGACAGCGAUUCUUGGUGCUCUGCCGCCCUGUGGAUGAUCUCCCUUUGGAUCAAAAGUGUCCUCCUGCACUGGUGUCCAAUGGCACCACACUCCACACUGAGCUCAAACCUUUAUCCCAGACUAAGGCAAAUGAGCUCACUCAGUAAACACAAAGAUUCUUGGUUUGUGAAAUGUACAUUAAUCUGGCUUGGUAGGCCUACAGGGUAGAUCCAUUGUCUGGCUAGGAGUUCUCUUUUUUAUGUUAUAUUAGCUCAUAGGGAUGACGGAUGUUGAAUGAAUGAGAUUUUUGUCGUUGCUCCUGCAUAUGGUGUUCACCCGUGCCAAGCUUCACAACUGUAAAACAGUCUUGAAAUAUGCAUACCUUU
This is a messenger RNA of Myripristis murdjan (pinecone soldierfish), 2028 nucleotides long. Its product is annotated as sodium- and chloride-dependent GABA transporter 2-like. Gene Ontology annotation, cellular component: cell projection; plasma membrane. The record is from RefSeq and is a predicted model, not a curated record. Gene Ontology annotation, biological process: amino acid transport; sodium ion transmembrane transport; nitrogen compound transport. Bases 1 to 1809 code for a protein of 602 amino acids. The transcript is spliced from 14 exons. Gene Ontology annotation, molecular function: gamma-aminobutyric acid:sodium:chloride symporter activity. NCBI's taxonomy places the organism in Eukaryota, Metazoa, Chordata, Actinopteri, Holocentriformes, Holocentridae.